Messenger RNA from Schizophyllum commune H4-8, 1357 nucleotides. RefSeq lists its product as uncharacterized. The record is from RefSeq and is a predicted model, not a curated record. Bases 210 to 1169 code for a protein of 319 amino acids. Gene Ontology annotation, molecular function: ubiquitin protein ligase activity. Gene Ontology annotation, cellular component: nucleus. The transcript is spliced from 5 exons. NCBI's taxonomy places the organism in Eukaryota, Fungi, Basidiomycota, Agaricomycetes, Agaricales, Schizophyllaceae.
CUGAAAUGGGCGAAAGAUGGGCGGAUAUGCUUGCUGGGUCCGCGCUCUAUUGUUCUCUGACCGGCAGCGGCUGUAGAGUCCGUCUAUUGUUCUUUCAGGCGCCGGACGGGUGCUUGUGAAAGCUCAGGACAAAGGAUCGGCGGGCGCCGAAAGCGGCAGGCGCUCCUUCUCCCCGACCGCCACGACGACAGCCGGUCCCCGCAUCCAUCAUGACAAAGCAUAGCAAGAACAACACCGCAUCGUCUGUCUUUUCCUACGCGGAAUACAAGAAAGCAGGGAAGGAGUAUGGCUCCAAGCGCCAGCGACUGGGGAACGAGUCCAUGCGACGCUUCGAUGCCUGCGCACUCUGCUUGAACUCUGCACGCGAUCCAGUCGCUUGUAACGAGGGACACCUCUUCUGCAAGGAGUGCGCGUAUACAGACCUCUUGACGCAGAAGAAGGAUAUCAAGCGCCAGAAGGACCGUCUCGAUGCUAUGAAGAAGGAGGCGGAGGAGGAGCGUGCUCGUGCAAGGGAAGCUGCGAGGGAACGCGUACUCGCCGACUUUGAGCGUGGCAAGCUGGGGCUUGCUGCGCCCAUCCAAAGCAACACGUCCUCUGGGAGCGGGGAAGCCCGCGGGGUCAAGCGCAAGUUUGAGUUCGACACGGAUGCGGUCGAGCGGUUGACACGCGAGGCGGAGGAGGCAGCAUUGCGGCAAAUCGAGCGCGAGCAAGCGGAGGCGCUCAAGAACAAGCUCCCCGACUUCUGGCUCCCCUCACUCACGCCAACCUACACAUCAUCCGGCCCCCCACGCUCUCUGCAAGACGUUAAGCUGCAAACGACAUGCCGCGGCGGUGAGCCGACGCAUUCUCUCGCCCUCAAAAACCUGUCCCCCGUCUCUUUCUCUACCUUUACCUCCUCCGACCCCAAAGCAUCAGGCGACACCGAGAAAAUGUGCCCGUCCUGCAAGAAGGGCCUCUCGAACAGCAUGCGAAUCUUCCACAUGCGACCCUGUGCUCACGUCGUCUGCAAGACGUGCACCGACUCGUUGGUGCUGCCCGCGAAGCAAUGCGUGGUGUGCGACAAGGCGCUGGGUGCGAAGGAUGUGGUAGAGUUGAAGAGGGAAGGCACAGGCUUUGCGGGAGGUGGAAGGGCGGAGACAGUCAGGACGGGGACAGCAUUUCAAGGAUGAGCAUCGGUGCUGUUCCCAAGGGCAAGGGCGUGCUUAUCUCUUUGUUCAUCCUCAUAUACCGCGUACAUCCGAGUCUGCAGUAUAUCCACCUGUUUGAACUUUCGGUCUGACGUGCGCUGAAUAUCUUAUGUCCGCGUCGAGCUCGCGCAGCCUGUGAAAAGAUUGACAGCAAGCGGCUGAAGCCCGAG